Messenger RNA from Plasmodium yoelii, 13278 nucleotides. RefSeq names its product amine oxidase. Gene Ontology annotation, molecular function: oxidoreductase activity. The coding region runs from base 1 to 13278 and encodes 4425 amino acids. The record is from RefSeq and is a predicted model, not a curated record. The transcript has a single exon. Lineage: Eukaryota; Apicomplexa; Aconoidasida; Haemosporida; Plasmodiidae.
AUGCCAAUAACCUGGGCAUUAAAUAAUAUGGAAAAACAUCCUCGUGGAGGGCAAAAAAAAAAAAAAAAAAAUUUUUUGAAUAAUAUUUUCAACGAAAAAACGUCCAAAUAUUUAUCCUUGCCACAUUAUCAGAGAAUAAAAUUCGCUUAUUUAACAAAUGAUAAAAUAAAACAAAUAAAAUCGCAAAAAUAUAAAAAUUGCACACUAAAUGAGUCUACUCACAAUGGAAAACUCAAAAAUAAUUGUUUUAUAAAAAUUAAAAAAACAAAUAAUGAUUUAUCUAAAAAAAUAUAUCUAAUAAAUAAUUUGAAUUAUAAAAAUAUUUUAAAAAUAUAUAAAACCAAAAAACGAGGAAAUAAUAGAAUAAAAAUCAGUACAAAAAGGAAACUAAAACAUGUAGGUAAUUCAAGGAUAAAUGGGAUAAUAAAAAAACAAAAAAACAACAUUUCCCGAAAUAAUAUUAAAAAUUCACAUAAAAAAAUAAAUUAUAUAGAUAUGUUUUGUCAAAUUAAUAAAGACCCCAAAAAGGCCUUUAAGGCUAAUGGUAACAAUAAUAAGGAUAAUCCUAUCCAGAGGAAUGAAAAAAACAACGCUAUAUAUGCAUUCUACAUAAAUGCUAAAAAACGCAUGCAAAUAAAAAAUACGGCAACAAACUCAGAAUUGUUAUGUAAUAAAAACUGUAAGAAUAUAUAUUAUAUCAAAAGAAAUAGUGUUACAGAAUUAACUAAUUCCAGUGUGCAUGAACAGGACCAAACCAAUUUAAAUGCUCUUCUCCAACAAGUUAAUGGUACAAGGAAUAUGUGUUUCCGUCAGAAUGAUGGGAAUCGUCAAAGCGAUGACAAUCAUAAUGAAAUUAAUAAAAACAUCAAUAAAAUACAAUCUGAUGAUAAUAAUAAAGGGGGAAACGAUGAAAAUGCAUUUAAUCAUGAUAAAAUAGACAACACCAACAACGAGGGAAACCAUAAUGGAAGCAACACUAAUGGUGGUGGAAAUAACAACGAUGGGAAUAACAACGAUGGAAAUAAUAACGAUGGAAAAAAUAACGAUGGGAAUAAUAACGAUGGGAAUAAUAGCAACGGUGAUGAUAACAAUAAGGACAGUGAUAAUGAAAAAGACAGUCAUGAUAAUGACAAGGGAAAUGAGAGUGAAAGCAGUGAAGAAGGAAAUGAUAAAAUAAAAAAAAGAAAAUCUGCAAGUGUUAGAUCAAAUAGUACUGCAUAUUCGAGCGUAAAAAGCGAAAAUUCAAAAAGCAAUUAUGGAAAAAGAAAAAUAGUAAAAUCAUCAUCAGCAUCUUAUGAAAAUGAUUCUAUAAUAUUUAAUUCUUUUUAUGAUGAAAUGUCCUGUUUUUAUCCAAAUAAUUCAAAUAGCUUUAUUUGUAGUAGUAGUGACACGGAUAAUAAGGAAAAAUACGAAAAAAUAUGUUCAUACGAAAAAGGGAAAGAAAGAAAAAAAUGGAAAGAAGUUGAGAGAAAUAUGAACGAUGAAGCAGAAGAUGAAGAUAGACAUCGAUUAAAUUAUAUAGAAAAUAUACCGAAUAAUGGUAGGGUAGUAUAUACUAAUGAUAUUAAUAACAAUGGUAAUGUAAAAGCAAAUGAUAAAAUAAAAGAAGGAAUAGAGAAACAGAACAUGACCUAUUUUACAAGAAGAAAGAAAGAGUACGAAAAUAGGAAAAGAAUUGCUGAAAAAUUAAGAAAAAGGAUAAGAAGUGAACAAGAAAUAGAAACUAAACUAAGAGGUAACAAUAUUGACACUAAGGAUAAACAUAUAGAGAAGGAUACCAAUAUAGCAAAAAUGGUGAAGAAAAAAGCACACAUUGGCGAAAUUCAUCCCAAAUGGUGUUUUCCGAAAUGUAGAAGAAAUUCUUUAGAAAAAUAUCAUCGAAUUAAAGAAAAAAGGGAUAGUUUAAAUUUAAAUAAUAAAAUCGAUAUAUCAGAGAAAAGGAAUGAAAAUAUUUUUUCAUACAGUGAAUAUAAUAUGCUUUUACUUAAAAAAACACGGGAAAAUAAGAAUGAUAAUCCGAGCAAAAAUGAUAUAAUUUACCAUAUAAAUACAAUUACGAAUGUUAAUAAAAAAAUGAAAGUUGUGAUUAUUGGUGGUGGAAUGUCUGGGUUAUCAGCUGCAUAUAUAUUACAGAAUAAUAAUAUAGAUGUUGUUAUAUAUGAAGCACGAAAUCGAUUAGGUGGCAAAUAUUUAUAUUCCCCCAAAAGUUAUAAAAAAUCCUUUUUAGGUGAAGUUGAUUUUUAUGUCAAUCGGAAUAAUCCCUUAAUAAACUUUUGUUUAAAAAAAAAUAUUUAUAAUAAUAAUAUAAAUAGCCAUUUAUACAAGCAUUAUAUAUAUUAUAAUAAUAAAAAAAUAUAUACGUACAAAAUGAGAAAUGAAUUUUUUAAACUCAUAAAAAAAUUGAGAAGUUUUUAUGAGCAUAUAUCUAAUACUAAAUAUUUUAAUGAUCCAAUUAUAAAAAAGCAGUUUUUAUAUGCAUCUUUUGGAGAAGUUAUAAAUUCAGAAAUUAAUAAAAUAAAAGAACAAAAACACCAAAUAAAAAAAAAGAAGCAUUUUAAAACAUAUAUAUAUGUAAAAUUAUAUAUGUCACUAAUAGAAUCGGUUUGUGGAAUUAAGAUAUACUCAUUAUCGAUACAAUAUAUAUUCCACAAUUUGCAUUAUUUAGAUAUUUUUAAAAAUAUAUGUUGCACAUUUGAGUUGUCAAAAAUAAUUAAAAAAUUAAAAAAAAAUGUUAAAAUUAAAAAAAAUAAAAUUGUCAAUAAGAUAUACUCAUACAACGACCAUAUUAAGUUAAGUUUUGAAAAUUAUGUAGACACCAGAUUAUAUGACUAUUGUAUUGUUACAGUUCCAAUAGGAGUUUUGAAAGAUAGUAUAAAAUUUUAUGAUGGAGAAGGAGGACAAAAAAAAGAGUGCAAAAACGAGAAGAAAGAUAGUAGUAAAAAAGUAGAUUUAGACAAUUGUAAAAAAAGACAUAUGAAUAUUAAAGAUCAAAAGAAUGAUACUCCUUAUGGUGAAGAUGACCCAAAAAAUUCGAUUAAAAAUAAUAAUGUAAAAGAAGGAGAUGAAAUAGAUGAAAAAAGAAAAAAAAAACAUGAAAUUGCCACUACAACUUCAUGCCAUGAUGCCAAGAAAAAUAGCAAAGAUUCAGUUUCUGAUUAUCAUGAUGCCGAUGAUGUUUCAAAUAUAAAAAGUAGAAAAAUAAAAUGUAAAGAUUUACCCAAUCCGAAAAAAGAAACUUCUGAAAAUCAUGAAAAUGUACCAUUUAUUAAUACGGAAAAAGAAAAGACUGCUAUAAAUAAAGGAGCAGAUUACCAAACAAAUGAAAGUAGUAAUAAUUUGCAAAGUAUGAGUGAUGACUUUAUAAGAAAUAUCGAAGUAACGACAAACGAAAAUAAAAGUGUUAAUAAUUUAUUCAGCUCAAUCAGUGCCAGUUUAUAUACAUCACCGGGAAAAAAUGUAUCAUCCACAAAUAAUAAUGGGUAUGGCGGAAAUAAUGAAAAUGAUGAAAAUAUAUUCAGUAGUGACAACGAAUUUAAUCAUAAUAAAAAUAACGAUACGAACUGUUCAAUAAGCACAAAAAGCAACCAAAAUGUGAAUAUAUCAAAUAACUACAUUUUCGAUAAUAAUAUGAUUGGUAAUGUAAACAAAAGCGAUACCAUGGAAAACAAGCCUAGCAAAGAAUGCCUAAAAAAACCCAAAUGUGCCGAAAGCAAUACACAUUUUAAUUAUAAAAAUGAAAAAGGGAAUAAACAUAGUAAUCAUAAUAAUACUGGGGAAAUGGUAGAAAUAAAUAAUAUAAUAGAAUCAUUUGAAAAGGAAAAUAGGUACGAUCAAUUGGGCAACAAAAUCAAUACUGAGAAAAUGAGUUUCAAUACAAGCAGCAAAUAUUUGCCCAAUGAUAAUAACAAUAAUAAUCAUAAUAAAUAUUAUAGUGACAAGAAUAACAAUACGGAAGAAAACAUAAACAAUAAGGUUGUUUUUUCUUCAAAUAAUUCCAAAAUAAAGAAGCAAAUGCAUAAUGGAAAAGUUAAUGACAUUGGUACCAACACCAUUGAUUGUAAUGCACCAGAGGACAAAAAAGGCAAGAAGGAGAAUAAGGACGACGAUAAAAAUAAAGCGGAAAAAAAAUUGGAGAAAAAAUUGGAGAAAAAAGGAAAUGUCAUGAAAGACAGAUCGAAAAAAAGUAACCAUAUUGGAUUAAUAGAAUUCAUUCCCAAAUUACCUGAUUGGAAAAUCAAUAGUAUAAAAAGAUUGGGCGUUUCAACAAAUAAUAAAAUUAUUAUUACUCUUAAGAAAAGAAUUGUAAAAAGUGAUCAAAAUGUUACUAUAUACUUUAACCAAGACAAAAAAAAUAGCAAUACAUAUACUAUGAAAAAUACGACCGAAAGAAAUUUAUUAAAAAAUGAUGCAAAUGUGAAUUUAUUUACUAAUGAUGAUAAUGAAAAGCCUAGUAUUACUAAAUUAUAUGCACAAAAUGAUAAAGAUAAUGCCCCCUACUUUUUUGACCCGAAUUCUUUUCUUAAUGAUCAGAAAAUACCUGACCAGUCAAUAAUACAAGAAAAUGACAAAAAAAAUUUGGAUAAUUUAAAAUCUUCGAAAACAGAAGAUUGUAUAAACUGUUUAAAUGAAUUAUUUUCAUUUAACAAUAGUAAAAACAACAGUAAUGAAAAGGAGCAAGAUAAUUUAUCUCCAUGCUUGAAGAAUCUAGAAUCCAAGACAACUGAAUCAAAUGUGCAUUCAUUUGAACAGUUAAUGAGUACAGAUAAUACAAACAAUAAUAAUGAAAUAAAAGAUGAAGUAAGAGAAUGGAACAAGUCUAUGCAAUGCAAAAAUGUGAAUGAAAAAGCGAAUGAAGCAGAUGAUACAAUCACAUCUCGAUAUAAUUGCACAAAUGUAGUGAAUAACCAAAGAAAUUUCCCCAAAGAAAGCAGUUUAAUAAAAUAUCUAAAACAGGAGCAUUUAUUAGAUGAUAAUGAUAAAGAGCAUAAAAUGUGUUAUACUAAUGAAAUGUGUAUGAACAAAUAUAGCCAUAUAAUUUUUUAUAGCGCAGAACCUAUAAUAGCGUUAUAUUUUAAAAGUAAAUAUAGUAAAGAAGUAAAUAAAAUUAAAAAAAAAGACAUGAAGAAGAAAAAAGUUAUCAAUGAUUGUGCAUAUUUUUUAAAAAAUAUGAUACCUCAAAUACAAAUUGAUAAAAUAUAUUUUUAUGAUUGGACUAAUAAUAAAUUUUCAAGAGGAUUAAAUUCAUAUUUUAAAAAAAAAAGUUUAAUAAUAGAUAAAGAUAUUAUAUCCUUUCCAGUAAAUAGAUUACUUUUUGCUGGUGAGCAUACACAUAGUAAUGGUUGUAAUUCAAUAGUAGAUUCUUAUUUAAGUGGUAAAAGAGAAGCUUAUCGAAUAAUUGAAAAAGUAAAUAAAACGAUAUAUAUGGAUAAAUUGACAAAAUGUUUUUAUACUAGAGAGGAAAAUUAUUCUAAUUUUAAAAAAUUUAUAGAUGAUGAUAGUUUUGCCGAUACUAAGGUAGUUCAUCCAGAUUCAUGUCAACAGAAUGUGUCUGUUUCAAUGGAAAAUAAAGGAAACUUAUCACAUAUGACUAAUUCAAUAAAUACUCAAUUAUUAUUUCCAUCUAUAAACACUUCAUUAACUGCAACAUCUUUAGCGAUUCCUUCAAUAGGAUCAGUUGUAACAUCUCCAACUGAAAAAUCAUUAGUAUCAAAAGUGGCUCCUUUUCAAUUAAUUUUAGAUCGUGAAGAGAUGGUAAAUCAUAAAGAAAUUGUGAUCAGAAAUAUAAAUACAAAUUCGUUUAUGUAUUUAUAUGAUGAUGAAGUUAUAGGACUAACAGAUAAUGAAUACGAUAGUUGGCAUGAUAAUAUCCGAUGUAUAUUUUGUAAUCAACUUCAAACAAUAAAUAACUAUUUUAUAGGAAUAAUAAGAUUAAAACAUAUAAGUGGCAAGUAUUUAAAAUAUACAUGUCAUAAAGGUUGUUUAUAUUAUAAUAAUUAUAUAUUUAAUCAUGCAUAUGGCAAUAGAUAUUUUAAUAUUAGUGUAAUGUUUAAUUAUUUAUUUCAAAAAAAAUGUUCAGUAUGUUUAAUGAAUUUUCCAUCAAUGAAAUGUAGUAUAUAUAAUUGUAAAAAUUUUGUACAUUUAAAAUGUGCUAAUAAUUAUUUAUCAUGGCCAAAUUUAGGAAAAACAAGUAGACAUGAAUCUUUAUAUUGUUAUAAGCAUCAAUACAUGCAUGGAAUAUAUCACAAUUAUUAUGAACAUGGGACAGAAUAUUAUGAUAACGAUAGCAUGCUUGACGAUGAAGAAAGAAUGCUUAGAAUUAAAAAAAAAAGAAGAAAUAUAAAAAGAAAAUUACAAAAAAUUAAACAAAUGAAAGAAAUGAAAGGAAUUAUUCAAAUUAAAGGAGUUAAAUAUAUAGGUGAAACGACUAAUCAUUUUAAUAAAUUGUGUCUAUUUAAUCAUAUUAGUGAUGGAAAUAAUAUCAGAGAUACAAAAAAUCUUAAUGGAAUUAGUAACGAAUUAAAUUACAUGGGUAAUGAUAAUCAUUAUAUGAAUGAAUUAGAAUGUAUGGAUGAAGAUAAUCGAAUGUAUCAUUUGUAUCACAUUAAUAAAAAUGCAUCUUAUUCUUUUGAUGAAGUGGAAAAUCCGUGUAGAAAAGAUUGGAACAUAAGCAAAGAAAAUUCAAAGCUAUAUGAACGAUAUCUCGCUGAAAAGAAAAGGAAAGAACAAUUAUUAUCAAAAGCGAAAAUAGAUGAAAAUGAAAAGAGCAUUACAGAUAGCGACCAAAUGAGUGAUGAUAUCACUGACGAUGGUGAAGACUAUUAUAAUGAUGUAAUAUAUUCUAGGCAGGUUGAAAAAAAACAAAAAAGCAAAAAUGGAAAGAAUUUAUGUAAUUUAUUUCAUGAUGGUAUUAUGCAAAGCAAUUGUAAAAAUUCGAUGAAGCCAAGAUAUUAUGGGAACGAUGAAAAUUUUCCAAAUUAUGCCAAUUGGGAGAACCAGAACAUAUACAAAGAAAGUUAUGAUGGAGAAAAAAUUUCAAAAUUAUGCUUAAAAGAUGAGAGACAAUUCAAAAGAUUCCGUAGUAGCAGUAUUAGCACCACUACAGCUACUAUUAGCAGUAGUAGUAGUAACAAUGUGAGAACUAUAAAAAUAGGGCAACUAACUGAUAAUAUACAUGCCAAUAUAAGUAAAUUUUUAAAAUACUACCAAAACAAGAAUAAUUCUAAUAAUAGUAACAGUAGUAGUAAUUUCUAUAGUGACAUAUCGUCUAUAUUAAAAAGUGAAAAUUAUGUAAAUAAUAAUUUGCUAAAAUAUAUAUUAAAAAAAUAUAAAGGCAUUUUUCCUUCCAUGAACACACAAUAUAAUAUGAUGUAUAAUAGUUAUCAACAUGAAAACGGGGCUGGUAAAAAUGUCGAUAAAACAUUGUUAGGAUAUAGUGAUUUUAACAAAGAUAUAUAUAGAUUAAAUCAAGAGAAAUUGAUGAAUCAUUAUUAUUUAUUCGAUGAAAAUAAUAGUGGUAAUAACAACAUUUGUGUUAACACAAAUGAGGGUUACAUAAAAAAGCAAAAUAAUAACUAUGUUGGAAUAUGUCCACCAUACCAGUAUUAUGGAAAUAAUGUGAUAGAAUAUGAUGAUAGUUCAUUUAUGAAUGGUGUUAAGAAAGAUUGUGACCAUCACAUUUUGAAUAAAGGUGCCUUAUCUUAUAAUUAUAAUGAUAACAAACUUGUUGGAUAUUCAUCAGAGGAUAAACACUCUAGAAUAUGGAAAAAUGAUAAUUAUUUAAAUGGGCGUUAUGGAAUGAAAAGGGAUUAUAAUAGUUAUUAUGAUGACGAUUUCUAUGAUAAUUAUUUUAACUAUGGAACUGAUAACUAUAUGGAUAAUUAUUAUGAGGGUAAUUAUAUGGGGGGUGUUCAAAGGUUUGAUUCUUCUUAUUAUCAAAAAUUAAAAAAUGCAAAAAAUAUAUUACACAGUAAGGAUAAUUUAUCUAUUUUAAAAAAUAUAUAUAAAAAAAAAGAAAAAGACAUAAUAAAAGAUGAUAAGAUUAGUAGUGUAAAUAUUAAUAACUAUGAAAAUAAGCAAAAUAAUAAUAGCCAAUUUCGAAAUUCAAAAAAAGAAGAUUUUGCAUAUUAUUAUAACAGAAAUAAACAAAUGAAUACGAUAGGGAAUUAUGUAAAUAGAAUGGGAUAUGAAAACGAUAUUUAUAAUGGCCAUACAUAUUAUCCAUCUGAUCAUGAAAUUUAUAGAAUUGGAAAAAAUUUUAAAGAAGGUAACAAAACUAAAAGAAGCAAAGAAUUUACUGAUAGAGGAAAUGAUGUGAGAUAUGGUUAUGGGUAUGAUACUAACAAACGAGAUAAUAUUCGAAAUGACGAAAAUAUAAAGCUAAAUCAAACAGAAAAAAUCGAAUAUAAUAAUAAAAACAUAAAUUUUGUAGAUAAACAAAAUGGAAUUCGAAUGAGAAGACGAAUAAGAAGUGACUCCAAAAUUAAUAUCAAUCACAACAGAAAUGAAGUUGGGGGUGGAGAUGGAAAACAUAAUAUUGGACAGGAAAAUAAUUACGCAUCUUAUCAAACUUAUAUCAACGAGGAUAUAUUAAAAGAUUAUUUUAAUAAAUGUGAUCAAUGCAAUUUUGAAAAUUUAAAUAAAGAGCACAUAAUUUAUAAGUUAAUAUAUAAUUAUUAUAACAACAUCAAAAAAAUGAAACCAAAUUUAAUAAACAAUAAUAAUGAUCCAUAUAAUCAAAGGAAACAAACAACAGCAUCAAUAAACAAUUUAAUAAAUGGAGCUCAAAAUAAAUAUAUAGUUAGUGAUUAUGAAAAAAAUAUAAUAGGAGGCAAACAAUUUGAUAAAAAUGAUAUGAAUAAAAUAAAUAGUGUUAUUAAUAGUGGAAAGGAAAUACCUCAAUCAUAUUUAUUGAAUGACAAAAUGUAUGAAGCUUCUCGUAAAUACAUUAAUUAUAGAAACAGAAAAGGAAUGAAUACAGGUAAAAUGCUUGACAGUGUAAAUAUCAACAUGACAAAUAAUCUUAAUAUGCAUAACAAUACUGGUUUACGACCACAAGAAUAUUCUGAAUGUCAUUUUGCAGACCCUCACAUGAAGCAAAACGACAAUAACCUAAUGGAACCAUGUUUAGAUAAAAAACGUCUGAACGAAAUAGCUGCUAACUCUUCUCGAAAUAUCAAAAAAAAAAAUGACAUGAAUGCCAUAAUAAAUACCUUGAACGAAUUUCCCGAUAUGCCAUUAUCUUAUAAAGAAGCAAUACUCAAUUCAUUUUAUAAAAGAAAAAAUAUGGGCGAUGAUGGAAUUAAUGGUUUAAGCGGUGGGGGAAUGAUAAGUGGAAGUGCAGCUGAUAGCACAGUUUCUGAUCCAGUGAGUAAUGAAGAACCUAAUGGGAAUUUGUAUAAAACUUUAUAUGGGAAAGAAGUCGAAAAAAAUCAAGGAACUAUGAUGAACAAACAAAAGAUUUGCCAAUUAUUAAGAGCUAUUGAUUUAAAAAAAAAAGAUGUAGUUGAUUAUAAAAAAUUAGAACUAUUAUAUAAAAUAUACUUUGAAAAUAAUAAUGCUAAUUUGGAUAGCAAUAAUAAUAAUGUGAAUAGCAACGUGAAUAGUAACAGCAACAAUGGUAUAAACCCAAAGUGGAAAAAUCCAAAUCAGCAAAUAAUUCAAAAUAAAUUGCUAGAAAAUUAUUAUCAAGGGCUUAGCGGGAAUUUGCAGCAAACUGAAUGCAAUACCGAAUUUGAAAAAAGAAAAAGAAAAAAGCAAAUGAGUAAGGAAGGAAAGGAAAAUAUAAGUAACAUAAACUAUAAUGAUAAUGAAAAGUUAAAUAUGUCUAAACAAAGAGAAACUGAGGCAAAUGGUAUUGAUCGAUCUAACCAACUGUUAAUCGCAUCAUAUGUUAAAAAUGGGGGUAUGAACAUGGGAAUAAAUAAGGGAAAAGAAAAAGGGCAUGAAGAUGGGACUGAACAUCAUCGUAAUUCUGAUGAAUUUUUUCAUAUUGCAAAGGGGAAAGCUAGUUGCAGAAUCAAACAAGAAACAAAAACAAAUGAAUAUUUCAAAAACAAUAAUGAUGAACGUAAUGGAGACUAUACUAAUUCCCAUAUACUUUAUGACAAUUUAAUUAAAAAUAACAAACUUGGAAAUGUAUUAAACAUGCAAAUGGAAAAGCUUACAUCAGAUAUUCAAAAUGAUCAAAAAAUGCGAGUAAGCGAUAAUGACGAAAUAAAAAAUAUGAAAAAUUAUAUUUUAGAGAAUAAUCUAAAUAAAAAUAAAUUUAUAGGUAAGGAAAGAAUUUGUUCUCAAGAAAAUAUAUCAAAUAUAUUUAAUCCGAAUUUUUCAGAAAAUGAGAAAAGCCUUGUAAAUGGUCCAAUUGGGCAAACUGAGCAAGCUAGCCAAAAUGAUAAAAAAAAAAAAAAAAAAAAAAAUGUAAAAAGCGAAAUACCACAAAAUAUAUAUCCAACAGUUAAACCAUAUGUGCAUGGUAACAGUAAAAAAAGUAAAGUAAUGAAUGAUAAAUCAUUAAAAGGGUUAGAAAUGUUAGACAACAUGAUUUAUUAUAUGAGAAUGAAUGAAUUAAAAAAUUUAAAUAAUUCUAAAUUUUUUAAUGACCUUAAUAUAAAAGAUAAGCAAAAUUUUUUUUCCAUAAUUUUGAAUAUGAAAAAUAAGCACAUGACGACGACUAGCGAUUCUAUUGAUAUAAAUCAAAAAGGUUAUGAAACCAAAUAUGAUAAUAUUUAUUCAAUGAACGACACCACCUCUAUAAAUAAUAAUGAAAAAAAAAAGAUUCAAAAAAAAAAGCAAGAUAAACUGUAUACUAGCAAAAAUAUGAAUAUCAUCCCUGGCUAUGCAAAUUCUAUGUGGAAGGAAAAUAAUUACGAUGAUUUCAAUUAUGACUAUAAAACUAUUCCCCAUUCUAAAAAUAUUUCUGAGAUGAUUGACAUGAGAGAUGAUGUUUGUAAUAAGUUGCAUGAGUAUCCUUUUAGCGAAUUCGAUCAUAAUGCAUACGAUGUUAAUUAUAGAAAUAACAUGUUCAAUGGUCAGAAAGAAAGGAACCAGAAUACGACAGAUUAUAACCAAGUUGAUCCAAUUAAUGCUAAUGAAAAUUUAAUGGGCCCUCCCAAUAUCUUAGAUUCCAAAUAUAACUUAAGAAAAAAAAAAAUGAGUAAAAAUUCUUCAUUACAUCGAAAAGAACAAGCAUAUAGCAAAAAUGAAAAUGAGGAAUCGAUAAUGGAUUUAAAUUUAAAUGGUGAGCAUUCAGGUUUUCCCUCUAAUCUUUUAUUAAAACCGGAGCAAAAAAAGGCAGAAAUUUAUAACAAUAGUAAUAGCAACAAUAAUAAUAGUAAUAGCAAUAGCAAUAGUAAUAUCAUUGGUGGCAUGCCACAAAAUAUGGAAAUGAUGCAAAAGCACAAUCUAUUACCUCUUGAUUAUUUGGGAAUGAGAAAGAGACAAAGAAUUAAAAAAAAAGAACCACUACAAAAAAAUUUUAAGAUUAAACCUGUGCCUAUAAGUCAAAUGGAUGAACAAAUAAACAGCGAAAGUAAUGGAGAAAUGAGUGAUAACAUAGGCAUGUCUACCACAAGCAAAUAUCCUAUACCUCCUAUUAAUAACAAAAAUAAUUAUUAUAAUGUUAAUAAUUUGAAUUAUAAAGAAUAUAAUAAUUCACAAUUGAUGGAUUUAAAUUUAGAGGAUCAAAUAAAAUUAACAGACAAUAUAUACAAAAAAUAUAAAAAAAAUGAUACUUUAAGUGAUAAUACGGAUGAUGAUAUUCAAAGUAAUUUAAAUCAAUUUAAAAAAAGGAAAAGGAAAAAGGAUAUAUAUGAAUUGAUAGGAGAUAAAUAUGAUCCUAAUAUGAAAUUGGAAUUUCAAAAUCGUGGAAUGGCGAUGACACAUGCAUACAAUGACAAUAAUCGUGAAAUGAAUAAACUGACACGGCAUCAUUCUUUAUUAUUACCUGAGGAAGAUGAAGAAGAUAGUAAUAGUGAAGAGAAUUGUACUAAAUCGGAUAGAUCUAAUUUCAGUGCUCCAACAAAUGGUAUCAAAAAUUACAAUAAUAGAAAUAAGGUCGGAAUGGAUAAGGUCGGAAUGGAUAAGGUCGGAAUAGAUAAAGAAUUGCCCAAGCUUAAAGAGUUUGUUAAUAUGAACAAAAAAAAAAAUAUGGAAUUAGAGCAAUUAUUAAAGUUACUACGUAAAAAUAAAAACAUCCAAAGUAACUAUAUUGAUUUUCCCCAAAAAAAAAAAAAAAAAAUAAUAGAAUCACAAGUAGCUAAUUCUGGUGAUGAAAACAAAAUGGGGGAAAAAAAAAAAAAAAAAAAAUGGGAAUACAAUUCAAGAAUAAAGGAAGCAAAUUAUUUAGAUUUUUUGCAGGAUUAUGUUGAAGCAGGGGAUUCCACUAGUGUGAGACAUAAAAACAGUAUAUACAAUAAUGGAGAUAUAAAACAAAAUGGUGUAAUAAAUAGGAAUAUAUAUAAUAAAAAAGUUAAUCAUAAUUCGGGUAGUCUCGAAGAAAGAAUGCAUAACAAUGAUAUAGACAAUCAUGAUAUGAAAGAUAGUUAUAUGAAACAUAUGUUACGUGAUUAUUUGAAAGGGUAUGCAAGCACGCUUAAAAAUACAGAUACAAAUAUAUUUAAAAGUGGCGCGUUACAUGAUGGGAAAAAAGAAGUUGCAAUCAAAAAAAAAAUGACUAUGGAUUCAGACCCCAAAUACAGUAACAUUAGUAGUAACAGCCAGACUACUCACAGUAGCAGUGGUAGAAGUAGCGAAAGUAGCGAAAGUGGUAAUCAUGAGAAGUAUAAUGGAAAUAAAAAUAAUGACAUUAAUAAUAAUAAUAAUAAUGUUGAAGAGCAAACUCAUUAUAACUAUGUAAAUAAACAUUUUCCUACUUUUAUACCACCUAAUGAUCGUAUGUUUAACCCAUUAAAUGCUCAUAGUAAUAAAAUUGGAGAGGCUACUAGUGGAAACAGUAAUGAAGUUAAUGUUGUUGGGAAUGGAAAAAUUCAUGAAAAAAAUAAUUACCCGAUAAAUAAACAACAAGAUCCGAAUAAUAAAUAUGAGAAGAAUGGAAAUAUGAAUUUAAUGGGGAAUCAAGCAACUUACAGUAUCAUAAAAUAUAAUUUAACAAAAAAUAAUUUAAUAAAUAAUGUACUUAGUGAUAUGAAAUCGAAUUUGUCUCAAAAAAAUAUAUUUAAAAAUAGCAGCAAUACUGCUCCUACUACUAAUAACAAUUAUCUCAAUAUAACUGAUGAAACUCAAAGCAUGCAAAACUUUCACAAAAAGCGAAGAAAAUUAUAG